GGCCCAGGCCCUCCUGGGAGCUGCCUCCUUCCCAGCCUCGUUCCCUGCUUGGACCAGCCGGCCUAGACCCCUCUCCCUACAAGCUGUGCAGCACAGGGCCAGGAGAAGGGAGAUAAGCACAGCUGUCGCUGCUCUCUCCAUCCCUCGUGCAGGGACGGGCUGAAGAUCAUGGGCAUUUUCAGAGUCGGUGACUUCAUAGCUGAGCAGAAGGACCACUCUCCCCCGCGGGCCUCCCCAGAGCCCAAAGACAGGUCCAACCUCUUUGACAGCCCUCAGACUGUGGCCGGUUGUUUGACCCACCCUGACUGCUACUCAGCUGGGUUGGCACCCAGGGUGGAUUUCUGCUCAGGAGCAAGGGUCCUGUCUGCUGUUUGGUCAGCAGCCGGGAGAGAAAACUGGUCGAGUUGGCUUGUUCCCCAAGUCUGCCCGAGAAGCCCACAAAGUCCUGUUCUGCUCGCGGGGGAGUGGCCCGCUCUUCCAGGUCCCUUCUCCUGAGAGUUCCGGUGCCUCCAGGAUGUCAGCCCCUGACGCUUCCCUGGCAAGUUCCCUUUUCUCCGGUGCCCUCUCUUCCCAACCGCGCCCCGCAUGGCUCCCCUUCUUUCCCGGGGAACAGAAGAGUCCGUUUUCUUAGAUUCAAGAUGUCCCACGACAAGCAUCCAGCACGAUGAAAGAGUACGUCCCACACUGCAAGGAUUCGUGCACAAGCUGGGCCAUCUGCUCCGCGUGUGGAGAGGCAGGGCCCACUCUUGGGGCUUCGAUUCCCUCAGGAAGGACAGAGGCUCUCACCCCAAAUUCACCUUCCUUCCGCAUGUUCAUCUGUGCGGCAGAUACUCACAAGUGGCCUGUUAUGAUCCAGUGCCGUACCAGGCCUGUGACUGCACAGCACAUUCCUUCAUAGUUGACCCGUCAAUUCCACGCAGGAUGUGGUCAGAGAAACACCAGAAAUAGAAACCGUGGUUUGUGGGAGAAAUAAGAAGGUAUUUGGCCUGUUAGCAACCUAUUUGAGUAGAAUCUUAUACAAAAGUCAGUAGAGAAGUAAAAACAAAACUCAAAAUACAGCCCCUGCCCUGAGGCAUUCCCAGCCAGCUAGGAGAAACAGUGUAGACACAUUUUUUGGUUUUAAUGCAUUGGAAACAUUUGCGUAAGAGUAGGCAAACAACUGCACGUUGUGUGGCUAACUUUCAGUUAUUUAGCUCUGGGUGGGAAGGGCCUGUGUGGAUAAUUCAGAAUUUGUUGACAUUCAGCUUGGAAUGUGCUGGAUUUGAAUGCAGGUCUGAGUAAUAUUCUGGAAAUUAUCAUGCUUGGGAGAGUCCAGUCAGAAGUUGCCAUUCCACUGACCCGAGCUCUCUGUCAGCAGCUCUGGCCUCUUUCUCGGAGCCUGCCUGCUGAUGCCACAGUGGGUGGGAAGCAAGUCAGAUGUUUCGGCCUCUGCGGGGUCCCUUGCAGCCCUGACAGACUGUUGGCAUGGAAUGAGCAGAGAUGUGCUAACACCCGACAGGACUUGAGGAGGCCGCGAGAAGGCAUAUGCACUGCCCUGUUCAACUCCCUGGACAUGUCCCGCUCCGUGUCGGUGACGACAGCUGGGCAGUGCCGCCUUGCCCCGCUGAUCCAGGUCAUACUGGAUUGCAGCCACCUCUAUGAUUACACCGUCAAGCUGCUCUUCAAACUCCACUCCUGUCUCCCAGCUGACACCCUGCAAGGCCACCGGGACCGCUUCAUGGAGCAGUUCACAAAGUUGAAAGACCUCUUCUACCGCUCCAGCAACCUACAGUACUUCAAGCGGCUCAUUCAGAUCCCGCAGCUGCCUGAGAACCCACCCAACUUCCUACGAGCCUCUGCCCUAUCAGAACACAUCAGCCCUGUGGUGGUAAUCCCAGCCGAGGCCUCGUCCCCUGACAGCGAGCCCGUCUUAGAGAAGGAUGACCUCAUGGACAUGGAUGCCUCCCAGCAGAAUUUAUUUGACAACAAGUUUGAUGACAUCUUUGGCAGCUCGUUCAGCAGUGAUCCCUUCAAUUUCAACAGUCAAAACGGUGUGAACAAGGAUGAGAAGGAUCACUUAAUCGAGCAGCUGUACAGAGAGCUCAGUGGGCUGAAAGCACAGCUGGAGAACCUGAAGACUGAGAGCCAGCGGGCCGUGCUGCAGCUGAAGGGCCGCAUCAGCGAGCUGGAGGCUGAGCUGGCUGAGCAGCAGCACCUGCGGCAGCAGGCAGCCGACGACAGCGAGUUCCUGCGGGCGGAGCUGGACGAGCUCAAGAAGAAGCGAGAAGACACAGAGAAGGCUCAGCGGAGCCUGACAGAAAUCGAGAGGAAAGCCCAAGCCAAUGAACAGCGGUACAGCAAGCUCAAGGAAAAGUACAGCGAGCUGGUGCAGAGCCACGCUGACCUGCUGCGCAAGAAUGCAGAGGUGACCAAACAGGUGUCUGUGGCCAGACAAGCCCAGGUGGAUCUGGAACGAGAGAAGAAAGAGCUAGAGGAUUCCUUCCAGCGCCUGAGUGAGCAGGCCCAGCGGAAGACUCAAGAACAGACAGAAGUACUAGAGAACUUGAAGCAAGAACUUGCCACCAGCAAACAGGAACUCCACAUUGUCCAGGGCAGCCUGGAAACUUCUGCCCAGUCAGAAGAAAAAUGGGCAACCCAGAUCGCCGAACUAGAGAAGGAGCGAGACAGCUUGCUGAACACCAUGGCUCAUCGAGAGGAGGAAUUAUCUGUUCUUCAGAAACAGUUGGAAGACACCCAGCUCAAACUGUCCAGCACACAGGAAUCUAUGGGUCAGCUCGCAAAGGACCAACGAAAAAUGCUGCUGUUGCAGUCGAGGAAAGCUGCGGAGCAGGUGGUACAAGAGGCCCUGAGGCAGCUGGAGGAGCCCACUCUGAUCAGCUGCGCCGGAUCUGCAGAUCACCUUCUCUCCACGGUCAAGUCUGUUUCCAGCUGCAUUGAGCAACUGGAAAAAAGCUGCAGCCAGUAUCUGGCCUGCCCAGAAGACGUGAGUGGGCUUCUGCACUCAGUCACCCUCCUGGCCCACUUGACCAGUGACACCAUUGUUCACGGUAGCACCACCUGCCUUAGAGCCCCACCGGAGCCUGCGGACUCACUGACCGAGGCCUGUAAGCAGUAUGGCAGGGAAACCCUCAUCUAUCUGGCUUCCGUGGGGGAAGACGGAGCCCUUGAGAAUGCCGACAGCACAGCCUUGAGGGGCUGCCUCAGCGAGAUCACCGCCAUCGGCGAGGAGCUUCUGCCCAGAGGCCUGGACAUCAAACAGGAGGAGCUAGGGGACCUGGUAGACAAGGAGAUGGCCGCCACUUCAGCUGCCAUUGAAACUGCUACAGCCAGAAUAGAGGAGAUGCUCAGCAAAUCCCGAGCGGGAGACACAGGAGUCAAAUUGGAGGUGAACGAAAGGAUUCUUGGUUCCUGUACCAGCCUAAUGCAAGCCAUUCAGGUCCUGAUUGUGGCCUCGAAGGACCUCCAGAGAGAGAUAGUGGAGAGUGGCCGGGGUACAGCAUCCCCGAAGGAGUUUUAUGCCAAGAAUUCUCGAUGGACAGAAGGACUCAUCUCAGCGUCCAAAGCUGUGGGCUGGGGAGCCACUGUCAUGGUGGAUGCAGCCGAUCUGGUGGUACAAGGCAGAGGGAAAUUCGAGGAGCUAAUGGUGUGUUCACAUGAGAUUGCUGCUAGCACAGCCCAGCUUGUGGCUGCAUCCAAGGUAAAAGCUGAUAAGGACAGCCCCAACCUGGCCCAGCUGCAGCAGGCCUCCCGGGGGGUGAACCAGGCCACUGCCGCCGUGGUGGCCUCAACCGUUUCUGGCAAAUCACAGAUUGAGGAGACAGACAACAUGGACUUCUCAAGCAUGACGCUGACCCAGAUCAAACGCCAGGAGAUGGAUUCCCAGGUGAGGGUGCUGGAGCUAGAAAAUGAACUGCAGAAGGAGCGCCAAAAACUGGGAGAGCUUCGAAAAAAGCACUAUGAGCUUGCCGGUGUUGCUGAGGGCUGGGAAGAAGGAACAGAAGCAUCUCCACCUACAGUGCAAGAAGCAGUGACCGAAAAAGAGUAGAGCCACACCAACGCCCCACACAUCAGAGUUCUUUUCAGUUUCAUCAUUUGCACAAACUUGCGAGCGUCAGAGGGCUGGUGGAUUCCAAACCAGGACACUACCCUGAAUCUGUGCGCAGAGUCAGAAGAGCACGAGUGUCCUGGCUAAGAAUGCCAAGGCAGUUCUCCCCACUUUUGGCAGUUCCAUGGAUUCCCACUGCUUCUAAUGGUGGUUGGUUGGGUUUUUUGGUUUUCUUUUUUCAAGUGUCAUUCAUAUAGCCAACUCUCCCAAAGGGAACCCGCCUGGAGCUCUGAGCUCUCAGGGGCCCCUGACCACAGCAGUUAACAGCGAUGGUGCUGCUCAGGCUUCACCUUGGUGCUCCACAUCAGCCUCCACACUGAGUGUCCUGCUGAGCGAGUGCGGGUCAGCCAAGGCCACUCCCCAGGUCGGGCGGAGCUGCUGAGCCACAGCUUUCCUCCAAAGGCAGAAGCAGAGCGAGUGCCUUUCCUUCCUAAAGCUGGAGCUUAGCGGAAAGCCUCUGCCCACCUUCACAAAUGAGAGAAAGGAGGGUGCACACGGGCCAGGUCUCCAGGAGACACCUUUCAUGGGAGCUCCUUGUGACCAGGCUGAAAAACCUUAUCACGUGCUCGAAUGGAGCUGGUGAGAAUAGCUACGUUUCUUCCCCAUGGAAUGAAUUCUCCAUGCCACCUCCUUUCAGACCCAGGCAGGGCCCUAGGAGGGAGUGUGGGCAGGGUUUCCAGUUCCUUUCUCCAAAUGCCUGCCUUGGCAUCCUCUUGAAUCUGAAGACGACAGUUCCAUGUUCUACCUAAUUGACAGACCCAGAAGAUCAGGCAAACUUGCUCCCAGCAGGAAAGAACCCUAUGCUUGGUUUGGUACCUUUAAUAUUUAUUACUAACCUCUGUUAAGCAGCAGCCUACAAAAAGACGCUUGGAAUAAUCAGGAUUUCAGGGGUGACUAUGGCAAGGCUUGUGUUGCUGCCCCAGGACAUCAGUCUUCAAGAAGCGGAAACAAGGCUAAGAUGCCAUCUCGACCUGUUACGGCUUGGAUCCCAAAGCGGGCACGUUCUUCAGAGCAUCUGGGUCAGGGAAAACGAGAAAGGGGGACCAGCCUCAUGUCCCGGGCCCUCGCUGCCCUGUGGACAGGAUGAGGACAGAGGGCGCAUUAACAGCCUCCUGGAGCUGGGCAGCCUGACAGCACUUCUCCACCUCCAAAUGGACCCCAGCAUUUAAGUGACCUUCCAAUCUUGGACAAACAGAAUCUUCCUUCCUUAUCUGUAGCAACUCAUAGGUAGUAGCCGAUAAGCACUUACCAGGACCUGUCCCAGAGGAACAUUGUGAAGUGUUGCUACAUGACAGGUUGUGAGACUUCUGUUUGAUCACUGUGAAUCACCCCAACUCCUUCCUAAAGCCCCUCCACUCCCUCUCUGCAUUUUCUCGGUAGGGCACUCAAACCACUGUCUCCCACUAGCUCGGAUGACAAGACUCAGACCUGUGCUCUCCAUACUGAGCUAAACAGGCGUCAGCAGUAGCAAUUGAGUGCUCUGAUGUUUAUUGCUGCUUUGUGCUCAGCGUUUUUCCAUCCAAGGCUCAGAAGGAGUGCUGUGUGGCAUCCGUGGCCCAGUUGUGCCAAUUAAGCCAAUCAGUGUGUUCUCAGCAUGGAGCAACAUUUCCAGAGGUAGCUAGUCCUCCCUUCCAGAAUCUCAGCCAUUCACACAGUCGUGCUCCAAAUUAACAGCGGGGAAAAAAAUCUAGUAUAUUGGGCCACGUUAGGAUUCUCUGAAUAACACUCCCUCUAAAAAGAAGCCACAGUAAUUUGUACAAGCUUCAUGGGCUUAGCCUGAGUAAUAAAACAGUUAAGAAAGCAGUUAAACAGGAGCACAGGCUCGUUCAGUCUCAUACAAGGAAAUAUCUGUCAGAUAUAAUAUUACUUUCAUCAUUGCUCACAUUAGAAACUAGUCUGUUCUCUAGCCAGAAUUAAAUUGUCCUGCCUUGGCUUUUCUAAAAAUGACUAUAUUAUACUUGGUGUGAAAUUCCUUGAUUAGAACAGGAAUCAUACCCUAAGGCUAAAAAUGAACCUAAGAGCCUUUUAAAUUAGGCCCUGAGCAUCGCUAGUGACUGAAGUCUCAGGGGUCAGCGUAAAUGGGUCAUAACGAGGCAGGACAACAACAAAGCAGUGGCUUAGGAUAGACGAGAGGUUGAAAUAAAGCUGCAUCUGUUAUUUCAUUUUGUAAUACAAUGCUCUAAUACUUCUAGAGUAAGGAUAUGUGUGUACAUAAUAAGGAAAAAUAGAAGUAAAAAACCUACCUUUGUGGGGUUAUUUUGUAUCUGAGCAAGGAGUUUAAAUUUGACUGUAAUUUAGAUUGUUUCCUGAUUCGGCUGCCCACAGCAGGAUCCCGUAUGAAUAUGAGUCCCUAACCCAGUAGCUGGAAGAACCAACAUUGUCCAGAGCAUCCUUUCCUGGAAUUGUUUGAGCUGCCAAGUCAGACACCAGGGUUUAUACCAGGUACCACGGGGGUCACAGAUGCAUGUCAGUCGGUCAGGUUGGUUUGCUCCAGCCUCUCAUGAUGGGGAGCUGUUCUGAGCUUGCUCCUGGGAAGUGCUCACUUCUUGGCCAGCAUCUUGGUCUGGAGGGGUCUACUGGCUCCACUUACCCUGGUCUUUGAUAACUGGUAAAUUUCUUGCUACCUUCUACCACCUUUCCAAGUCUCUGGAAAUCCUCCUGCCAAUGAAAGCCUUCAGUCCCGGCAUUGGCCUUCCAACCGGAUUAGCUUUGCCCUCUCUCCACCAUCCUCGGUCCUCCAGAGACUGCACCACCUAUAGCAUAGAAAGCCACCACCCCGGCCUGCCAGCCAUCAACACAGCAAGCCGGGCCAGCUGUCUGCUGCUCACGUCCUUCGUCUCCCGGGUCCAGACCAAAUACAGGACCAGAACCCACAGUGGUGGCAUAGCCUCUCACCCCAGGAGGCAGAGCAACAUGAAACAGAUGCCGUUGGGUCCAAUUCUAAGAGUAGAUCAUUUCCAGACAUGUCUUUCAGGUGACCCUCAACUACCUCAGGUUUGAAGGCCCUAAAUUAAGCUGAUUACUACUCAUAGGGACAAACCGAGGGGGUUCGGAUAAAUCUUGGUGAUAAUGCAAUUGUCUCAAACUUAUAACAAACUCUUUCACAUUAGGUUUGCAGGGAUGGGGUUGGGUUUGUUUUUCUUCCGUUUUUAACCUUUUCCCCAAUUUUCCAUUAGAAUAGUUCCUAAAAAUGAAUUUCAUUUUUCACUGAGUGCCUACCUUCCCAGGGCAGGUAGCCACUGGCUUUUGUUUCCUUCCAACAAUGCUUUUAUUAUGAUAUUAAGACAUUUCUUUGUAUAAUACAUUGCAUCUGUGUUUUCAAUUUUUCCAAUAAAUAUUUCAACAUGGCAAUGGA
This is a messenger RNA of Equus caballus (horse), 7460 nucleotides long. The record is from RefSeq and is a predicted model, not a curated record. NCBI's taxonomy places the organism in Eukaryota, Metazoa, Chordata, Mammalia, Perissodactyla, Equidae.